AUGACUGAAGGAAUAGCGCCAGCUACUUACACAAAGCUCAGAGCAUGUCUUAGAUGCAAGCUCAUUAAAUCAGAAGAUCAGUGGCUUAAGGAUGGAUGCGAAAACUGUGAACAGUUGGAGAUCAAAAAUGAUUCUGAAAGGAUGAUCGACUGCACAACUUCGAGGUUCGAAGGGAUUAUAUCCAUGAUAAAUCCCGCACAAUCUUGGGUAGGGAGAUGAAACAGGCUUUCCAAUAAAAUCCCAGGCUGUUAUGCAUUAGAUGUCCAAGGAGUCUUGCCAGAAGAUGUACCUGAAGAAGAUGAAGAAAAGGAUUAG
Blepharisma stoltei is the source of this 315-nucleotide messenger RNA. The record is from the annotation of a GenBank genome assembly. Lineage: Eukaryota; Ciliophora; Heterotrichea; Heterotrichida; Blepharismidae.